GUAUCUGCCACCGGCGGUGGGGCCCACUGCGCAUAGAGAGGGGCGAGGACAAAGGCCGCCUCACGUACCCUCCUCUCCCCACGCUUCUCUAUUACCCGCCCUUUUCUGCCCGCCCUCCUCUGCUCCUCUGCUCCUCCUUCCCUUCCCCUGCACCUCUCUUCUUCCUCCUCGUGCAGAGCAAGCUAUGAAGCUAACACCAAAACAGCAGCAAGCCACCAAAAAGAACCAAACACAAACAAACAUAGCAUAAGCAAGCAUUCUAUUUCUUGCUCUUCUUCCACUUCUUGUUCGAACCGCACGCGCGCAUUCCCCUGUAGUGUAGCCACUGAGAAUCUCGCAGAAGGAAGUCUCCGGCCCGGCCAUGGGGAGGCACAAGUUCCGGCUCUCCGACAUGCUCCCCAACGCGUGGUUCUUCAAGCUCCGCGACAUGCGCGCCGCCCGGGCCACGGGCGCCGCCAGCCCCGGCGGCGCCGCGGCGUCGCGGGCGUGCCGGCCGACGCCGAGCACGCCGCGCAGGACCUCCUACUACUACUCGCCGCGGGCGGGCGACCCCGUGGGCUCGUCCCCGCUCCACCCCAGGGCCUCCGACGCGCAGUUCCCGCCGCUGCCGCUCUCGCCGCCCAGGCGCUCCUCCUCCGCCAAGCGGCGCCACCGGAGGCGCGCCGUCAAGCUGGCGCCCUCGGUCAGCGGCAGCAGCGUCCUGUCCUCGCCCGUCUCCACGGGCUGCCGCUGCAGGCGCAAGCCCGAGCUCGUGCCCGUCCAGGCGCCCGGCACCCCGCCCUGCCGCCGCGACAGGUUCGUCGGCUACAACGACGACGACUCGCCCGACUCGGCCGAGACGCUCAAGAAGCCCACGGUCACCGUCGACGAGCUCCGCCUCAACGGCAAGGUGAUCACCUCCGCCACCGACAUCAUCAUCGACCUGCGGACCAACAAGAAGAGACCCGACAACACCAAGACGCUGCUCCCGCCGAUCAUCACCAAGCCGGCAAGGACAACCCCCAACGGCUGCGAUCUCGAGGACAAGCACAUCGACGUCCUCGCGCACGCUACCCAACGCACCACCACCACCACUCCUUUCUCGGACGAACAGAUCAGCAAGGCCGUCGCCAAACCGAGGCGGUCCGUGUCAUCAUCGACGGCGCGACGGCUCAAGACGCGCGGGAACACGCCGCGCGUCGCGUCCUCCAAGAAGCCCAAGCCUCCCUCGCCUGCGCGGACGAAGCCGCCGCCGCCGCCCCUGGCGGAGAGCUUCGCGGUGGUCAAGACCUCGCGGGACCCGAGGAGGGACUUCCGGGAGUCCAUGGAGGAGAUGAUCGCCGAGAACGCCAUCUGCACCGCCGCCGACCUCGAGGACCUCCUCGCCUGCUACCUCUCCCUCAACGCCGCCGAGUACCACGACCUCAUCGUCGACGUCUUCGAGCAUAUCUGGGCACGCCUCGCGGGCAUCGACAUGUAGCAAGCAGUCAGUGCGAGUGCCCUUGCAUGCUGUGCAAUGCGAUGCGCUCUUCUCUUGUUGCAUGGUGAAUCCUGCGAGUCACAUCGUGUCAAAAGAAGGGUUGUCCACCUUACCUAAUUAGCCCCUGUUAAUGAUCCUGAAUUGGGUAUGAUAAAUAUUCCCCAAACCUGUGAAGCCAUGCUCUUCUUUUUUCCUCACCUUGCUGGUAGUGUACUGUGAAGUACUUGCUCGAGACCAGCACCUGUAACUCAAAGUACGUGGGUGUGUACAAGUAUAAACACCAGUCAUUGCCUCUACUACUUUGUUUGUAGAAGUAAAUUGGAUAAAGACUGUUGCUGAGACUAGUUCAUUUAAGCUCAACAGUCAAAAAAAUUGGCAAGUUGUUAGUACAGUAUUAUUUUACUGGUA
Molecule: messenger RNA, 1867 nt
Organism: Lolium perenne
Lineage: Eukaryota; Viridiplantae; Streptophyta; Magnoliopsida; Poales; Poaceae
Product: transcription repressor OFP1-like
Biological process (GO): negative regulation of DNA-templated transcription
Molecular function (GO): DNA binding
Source: RefSeq, a predicted model, not a curated record